Naegleria lovaniensis is the source of this 738-nucleotide messenger RNA. RefSeq lists its product as uncharacterized. NCBI's taxonomy places the organism in Eukaryota, Heterolobosea, Eutetramitea, Acrasida, Naegleriidae. The transcript has a single exon. The coding region runs from base 1 to 738 and encodes 245 amino acids. The record is from RefSeq and is a predicted model, not a curated record. Gene Ontology annotation, cellular component: preribosome, large subunit precursor. Gene Ontology annotation, biological process: maturation of 5.8S rRNA; maturation of LSU-rRNA.
AUGCCAAAGAAGCAACAACUCUCCAAGAAGAACAAAAAGCUCCCCACCAUAACGACACGUGAUUCCGAUGAUAACGAUGGAGCAGAAAUCCAUCAAGAUAUUCCAACUAAUAAUAACCAUACAAAAACUCACAAACAUGUCGUUGAUCAUGUGAGUGCCAAUUCGGAGACCACUGACAAAUCAUCAAAAACUAUUGAAAAUAUCGAAGAAUUAAAAAAGAGAAAAAGACUCUCAGAGGAUAAGAAUGAAGAAACUAACGAAUUGAAAAAAGUCAAAUUCGAAGAGUCUGAAGAAGACGAGGACAACCAUAGUGAUGAAAAUGAUGAUGAAGCGAUCAUUGAAGCAUCACAACAUGAACCACCACAAAAUAGACAACCGGGACUCACUGAUGAAGAUACCAAAAAGGAAUUAUCUAAAAUUAUUACUGAAAUUUUGAAUAGACAAGUUACAAGAGACAAAUCUCCUCAUUUAACAACUGAAUUACCUUUAUUAAUUAAUUCAAAGGCAAAAACUUAUCAACGAUUCAUGGAGUUCAUGCAAGAAGAAAGACAACAAAAAUCAACUGAAAAGCAAAGGAGGAAGUUAUUGUCAAGAAAUUAUCAACCACCAUUGUUGUCAGAUUGGGAAAAGGAAAAAUCUCUUUCAAAUGUUGCCACACAAGGUAUUGUUAAAUUAUUGAAUGCUGUACUUCAAAAAAAGAGAGAAUCCAUUGCAACGAUGACCAAUAAUGGUGUGUAA